ACAUGUCGUUGCCUAUAGUUACGAAUCAAAAUACUUCUUCCGGUUGAAUGUAAGACAAGUUUUUAACAAGAAAUUCUCUAAAAAGGCGUUACUUUUUCUUUGAUAGUCAGUAUAUUGUAACUUAAAUAUCAAUUUUGAAGUGUUUUAAUUACAAAUUUUAAUGAAUCAAGCCGUAAAAUUGAAAAAAAUUUGAUAGUUUACCACCCGAUGGAUUCAAAUUGUCUUUUGUUAUUUGUUUUAGAAAUAAUUUCACUAGAUUAAGACGGAAUAAAAUUAUGUCGGAUGUUAAAGACGUUGUAACUGAAGACAAAACAGAAAAUGAAGAAGGAGCAAGGCCUACUUCUGCUAAAGCGGAAAGUGUUAAGCAGACAUCUAGACCAUCCAGUGCGAAGCCAUCUUCUAGACCAUCUAGUGCGAAACCAUCUUCUAGACCUCAAAGCGCCGGAAAUACUUCCAGACCACAAUCAGCGGCCAGCAGAGGUUCACGAGGCUCGGCCAAAGCAGAUAAACAGGAAAUAGAACCCGUCUCAGAAGAGCCUGAAAUACAACAUGAUUUAAAAGAUGAUACAGAAAAUAACCCGGACAAACAAGAACCAGAAAGUGGACAACCUGAAGAAGAUUUAAAUCAUAAAGAGUCCAAUAGUAAAAAUAUUACUGAACCUGCAGAAAAUCAAAGUGAAAAUGUUGACUCUCUGAAGAGAGCUCCUCAAGAGCCUCCAGGUAAUGAAACUGAAGGAACUGUAGAAAAUGCAGACAAUACACAGGAAGCACAAAUUGAACAAGAAAACAAUCAAGAAGAAAAGCAAGCAGAAGCUACAGAAGGUGCAGAAGUCGAGGAAAAUAAGUCAAAGGAUGAAGAAAAACCGGAUGAUGAUACAAAACCGGAGGAAGAUAUUAAAUCAGAUGAUGGUAAUAAACCAAAAGAAGAAAUAGAGGUAGAUGAAAAGAAAACCUCAGAAGAAGGUGAGAAUGUAAAAGACGAAGAAAAAGAAGGACACGAAGGGGAAAAAUCUGAAAAAACUGCUCCCGAAGAAACAGAAGAGAAAGUAAAAGAUGAAAAAUCCGCAGGAGCCGCCGAUGAAAGUGGAGAAGCUACAAAAGAAGUAGAAUCAGAAGAAACUCAACAAGCUCAAGCUGGAGAUGAGUCUAAGCCAAAUGAAGAUAAGGAAACUAGCGAGCAUGGUCAUCAGGAAGAGAGUAAAGAAGAGAAUCAAGAAGAGGCUGUAAAAGGUAAUCAGGAAGAGGCAAGAGAAGAGACUCAAGAAGAGGCUGUAAAAGAUAAUCAGGAAGAGGCAAAAGAAGAGAAUCAAGAAGAGACUGUGAAAGAAAAUCAGGAAGAGGUAAAAGAAGAGAAUCAAGAAGAGGCUGUAAAAGAUAAUCAGGAAGAGGCAAAAGAAGAAAAUCAAGAAGAAGCUAAAAAUGAGGGAGCGGAAGGUGAUAAGCCGAAAUCUCCUCCAGCUAAGGCAAGUACAUCCUUAUCAAGACAUCAAGAUCAAGAAGAUGAAUUCGAAGAAAAUCUCCCGAAUAUUGUCAUGUCCACGCCAAUGUUACCGAAAAGUAAUAGAUCUAGUACUCAACCCCCUAAAGCUCUACUAUCAACUAGUAAUGAAGAUAUUCAAAGGGCAGUUGACGACCACUUCCUAUCAAUAUUUAAUAGAGACAGAGCGUCUUGUUACCUAGACUGUAUGUCUGGUUUAAGCCAGACAGAAGUUGGUAUGAUACCAGCUGUAGAUGCUGUAGACGUUGGCCUCAUUCCACCUACUUUAGCCUAUUUACGAUAUGUUUCUAGUUGUUAUAAGGAGGCAGAAAAAAGAGUUACAAAGAUGCUAAAUGAAUAUUUAGAAAUAACUAUUACAAAGCAAAUGAAAAUAACAAAAGAUUUAGGUGCAAAUAUGCCAUGGUUCAACCAAAGGAAGGAGUUAACCUUGAGUGAUAAUAUAAACGACCUAGAGAGAGAAUCUGCCAAUAAUUCAAAUACUUUUAAAAAUUCCCACAAUUCAAUUCAAUCAAAUAGUUUAAAUAUUAAUGAAUUAACAAUUGAUAAUCAACCUAUAUUUAAUACGGAAGAGAAGCAGGAUGAGGAAGAGGAGGAGACUAAGAAGAAGAUACCAACCCCUCCACCACCUCCCCAACUAGAGGCUGAGGAAACGUUUGAAGAAGAGGAAGAGGAGGAUGAUAAAACCUCGGCAAUGUCGGUUCACUGGUGUUUUGGAGUAAAUAAGAAUGUGAAAUUACUAAAUCUAUCAACGAAUAAAAGAAAAUUAAUAGCGUACGCCUGUGGUCAUUCAUGCGUUCUCUAUGAUGUGGUUAAUAAUAAGCAACGAAUUCUUCAGGGUCACGUCAACAAUAUAUCUUGUACAGCAAUAAGCAGAGAUAAAAGGUGGUUAGCCACCGCCGAUAGCGGAAAACAGUGUAUGAUAAUAAUAUGGGAUACUAACACUGGAAUACCAGUUCAAACGAUAUUUGAUGCUCAUCCAGACGGCGGGGUUGCCGCUUUAGCCAUAACACCCGAUUCUAGGUAUAUAGCAUCCUUGAGUCAUUCACACCCGCAAACAUUGGCUAUUUGGGAUUGGACUGUUGAAUCUAAACAAGCUGUUUGUACGGCUACACUAGAGCAAACUUAUGGAUUGCAAACAUUUCUCUAUUUCAAUCCUUUCGAUGUUAAUCACAUAGUAUCCAAUAGCGAAACUCAAGUUAUCUUUUACAAAUGGGAUAGUACGGAAAUCGUCUAUUUCGCUCCACCUUUGACAAAUGAUGACUUUAGAAAACCUGUUGGUAACUAUAGUCAGUCUAUAUUUUUGGAAUCGUCGACCAGAGCAUUGACAGCAACCUCUAUUGGUAAUCUAGUUGUUUGGGAUACAAAUGCUCCAAUUACAAAAAUGACCUACAAACCGACACCAAAUAAAAAGGCACUAAAAUUAAUUAAAUUACAAGAAAAGGGAAUAACCGUUAUGACACUUUGCGAUGGAUUUAUUGUUAUUGGAGAUCAGGCUGGUCAUGUGAAAUUUUUCGAUAAUAACAUGAAGCUAAUGAUGUGGUAUUCGAAUUUCGAAUUGGGUCCCAUAUUAUCUCUCUCAUUUGCAUAUUCACCAGAUUUUAAAGUAUUCGAUCCUGAAGAUGAAAGAUAUAAAGUAUUUUUCGGAAAAGAAAAAGAACCUGCUGAGCCUCUUGGCAACUUUCCUCCGGAUGCAACAAUAGCUGCAAGAAAAUUCAAAACAAGAGAUUUUUCCAUUUCCACCUACUCAGGAUAUAUGGGUAUGGUAGAGGCGGAAGGAUCAAAGUUAAGAGUAAUAUCUAAAGAGGCCGAAACGGAUAUUAGAGCUAUAGCUACUCACCCGAAAAUGCCUUACAUAGCCGCAGCGUGCGAUUCCGGCCUUUUAAAAGUGUGGGACUACGAGACAAAAAAAGUUGUACUUAGUCGUCAAUUUAAGGGAAGUAACCCCGCAAUUAAAUGUAUGGCCUUUCACCCUAAAGGUCAUUUGAUUGCUUUGGGAUUUGCCACUGGUUAUGUAAGACUAAUUGAAUCAAGUAGCUUGGACGAUGCUAGCGCGGAUAAAUUGCGUCUUUGCAAAUGCCAAAUAACAAAGGUGGCAUUUGCUUUGGAUGGAUCUUAUCUUGCUUGUAUAGAUAUUAAUUAUACAACAACUGUUCUAAAAGCAACACAUGUUCAAGAGUCGCCUUAUAAAUUAAUUGGACGAUAUAGAGCUCACCAAAAACCCGUUGCCGAUAUCAUGUUUGCCGAACAUCCUGAUAAAAAUGAGGCGCGAUUAUUUACUUUAGGAAUGGAUAGAAGAUUGGUGGAAUAUGAUCUUGAAAAUAGUAAAAGGGACGAUUUAAAGAUCCUUAGUAUAGAUAAGAUUGAACAGGAUGCAAGGGCUCUUUGUUUAACUGAAUAUGCUCCGGUUACAAAAGAAAGAUUCUUUGUUACCGCAAACGACCAGUUCAAAUUCAAGUUAUAUAAUGUCACCACUAAAAUGUGCCGUAAAACGAUAUUAGCACCCACAUUUGGGUCGCCUGUUGAAAGGAUGAAAUUGUUGCCAGAUUCGAGAUUUAUGACUUUUAUGUCCUCCGAUAAAUUAGGUAUUCAUAUUGUUCCUUUAGACGGUAAUCCUCAUAAAGCAAUGGCUGUUGUUGCCCACCCGCACGGAGUCCACGAUUUUUGCUAUAGUAUGGAUGGGAAAUACAUCUUUUCAUGCGGCGGUGAAGAUAUGAUAGUUCACAUGUGGAGAGUGAAUUACGACGCUUGUGAAGCUCAGCUAUUAUUAGGUGGAGAGCACCUGGAUCCGUUCUACGGUUUAAUUGACGGUGGACGAGAAGGUCAGUUGUUUAAGGAACUUGAAGAUUAUUUCUACUAUGCACAGAUUAGAGGAGAAGGAAUUAAUAAGAUGGAAAGGAGAAAGAUAACAGAUACAAUACCCUUAUCAGAGAUACCAUACGUAAUGAGAGCAAUGGGAUUCUUUCCAACUGAACAGCAGAUAGAGGAUAUGGUUAACGAAUUAAAAUAUAGUAUGUAUGUCGAAACUGGAAAAUAUAAGGAGAGAUGCUCACUCGAAGACUUUAUACUACUAUACGUCAAUCAUAGACCAGCUUUCGGGGUAGAAGCGAACUCCCUAUUAAAUUCAUUUCAAAAAUUAGAGGACGAAAAUGAAUCAAUAGCUCGCCGUCGUCUUAUCGAUUUAUUGCAAAAGAGAGGAGAGCAUAUGACGGAAAUGGAAAUAGUAGAAUGUUUCGUUACUUUAUUAGGAGGGGCAGCAGAAGGUGCCAGAUGCGAGGCGAAUCCUAUCGAUCCCGAUGUCGGUGGAGAUUUUAUGGAAAAUUAUUUGCCCGAAGAAAUAGACGCUCAUUAUUUCGCUAAUGAUCUACUUAAUUUAGAAUUUCAUGAUCCGAAUUUAAUGGUUGAAGAGAUCGAAGAUACAGAAGAAUUAAAGCCAAUUGACAAAAAACAAAAGCAAACAACUCAAGUUUCUUUCCACGAAUAA
Messenger RNA from Dimorphilus gyrociliatus, 4979 nucleotides. The record is from the annotation of a GenBank genome assembly. Lineage: Eukaryota; Metazoa; Annelida; Polychaeta; Dinophilidae.